AAUACUCCACUGCUUAAACGGCGUCGCCCGGCAGGAAAAGCUUUGCUCAAAGUCCUAAAAAGUCGAAGACAUAAGGAGGGGAUAAUGCAGAAGCUCACCAGAAAAUGGAGAAAAUCUCCACGAGAAUCUCAUUUCGACGAGGACGAUAAAUUCUCUUUGCCAACUCGCGACGAAAAUCGUCCCAUUGAUUCCCAAGAACAAGAAGAAUUGGUUCGAUCUCUCGAGAAUGUUCAAACCCAGCAAUCUCUUCUCUGGAGGGGUGUGUUCUCAGGGCUACUCUCGUGUUAUGUGGCUUUUCUCCUAUACUCAGUCUAUCAACAGGCCUAUUAUCCCUGGGAAUUGCGAUAUCAUGCUUACUUCAUGUAUGAAGUUGACGCUUGGACCAUCAUUGCUGCAGAUUGGGCAGCUAUUAUGACGUGCUUAAUGACCAUAAAGGGCUUAUUGCAUGAAUCAAAACAUCAUAGGAGGUGGCUAUGGUCUUCAUGCUGCAUUGGCAUGAUAGUGGCAGUGUUUUGGUUGCAUCAUAUGCUAAGGUUGGCAAAGUUUAGAUGGGAUGUUGUAUGGCUACCAUUAGGUCCCAUUAGUGGAGCUGGAGUGUGCAUUUACGUAGAGUAUUUACUAAAUGUGUCAUCUGAAGAAGUGAGGAAACUUAGAGGAUAUAUGUAUGCAUAUAAAGCCAGGUAAGAGUGCAGAUGAUGUAUGUAUGGGCCCUUAAUGCCAGUUAAGAGCUUUCCCUAAUCGAAUUUUAAUACUCGUCUAGUUCCAUGAUAUGAUUGCCCCCCUUGCUAAUUUUCUUGGUGUACGAUGGGAAGGGGCUGAAACUAGU
Molecule: messenger RNA, 826 nt
Organism: Solanum verrucosum
Lineage: Eukaryota; Viridiplantae; Streptophyta; Magnoliopsida; Solanales; Solanaceae
Exons: 7
Coding region: 85-684 (199 amino acids)
Source: RefSeq, a predicted model, not a curated record